UGUCUGACACAUGCCAAACUGAUGUGACUGUCUUACGAAAGUAGCAGGAGGUCAGAGGUUCAACAGUCACUUUUUCCAUCUAAGUUGAAAUUUCCCAAUUCAGUACAUGCCUUCCCAUGACUUAGUUAAACUGUUGAGAAGUAAAUGACCUGAGUAAGAGCUGCUUCGUUGCUGAAAUAAUGUAUUUUGAAAGCAAAGAGAAGGAAGUGAAAGUGCUUUUCCGUAACAUGUCUAGACAGCGCAGCAAUUCUUUUUAAAAGUGCAUGCAUGUGGGUUAUUAAUCCCCUUUUUCUGCCACAAAACAGCAUUAUGUUUUCUUUCUUCACUUCCCAUUAAAGUAGUUAGCUUCCUGUGGGAUAAAUGAGGUCACUUUAGUGCCGAUAUUAUUCAGGUCACUUGGUAGGAGGCUUUGUGAGGAAAUGCAAAUGUUCAAGUUCUGAGAGAAGUCUGAGGAGAGGAUGGGCUGAGAGAGGACGACUUCUCUUUCCUCUCACUGGGCUGAUCAACAACAAUCUGGUUUUCUCUCUGUUCACCAUGAAGCUUUAUGGCGCUCUGAUUGUGCUUCUGACUUUGUCUACAGCAUGUGGAUUAAGAUGCUACACAUGCACUGCCACUGAGCCUAGAUCCUGCACUGACACCAAAUCUUGUCCAGUCAUCUUCAAUCGAUGCUUCUCUCUCAAAGUAGACGGCUACGACAUGGUCACAAAGGGCUGCCAAACCAGCAUGGCAUGCAUAGGUGCCGUGUCGUGCUGUGAGGGGGACUUGUGUAACAGUGCUGUACCAGCUGGUCCCAGUGUCCUCUUGUUGCUUGUGUCCUCAGCCAUCAUCACUCUGUUUCUUUAAGGCUGUGGGAUUUUCUUAUUUUUAUGCUGUUUUUGACCCAAUUUGUACAACUGCAGAGGUAUAAAGACAUAAAAAUAUUAAUAAACUCUGUCAAAGUAAAAUGCCUCACCUUAUGCACAGAUUUUACAUCUAGAUUACUUUUUUUUACAUGGAUUGAGAGCGGACUUUGUAAUGGGGUUUAAGUCACUGUCACCUUGUAAAAAAUAAUUUUCUUUUAAUAGGGACGCACUGGGUUACAAUAAAAGAAACAUAACUACUGA
Molecule: messenger RNA, 1103 nt
Organism: Cheilinus undulatus (humphead wrasse)
Lineage: Eukaryota; Metazoa; Chordata; Actinopteri; Labriformes; Labridae
Product: lymphocyte antigen 6G-like
Exons: 3
Coding region: 535-843 (102 amino acids)
Source: RefSeq, a predicted model, not a curated record